Girardinichthys multiradiatus is the source of this 1373-nucleotide messenger RNA. RefSeq names its product NADH-cytochrome b5 reductase 2. The record is from RefSeq and is a predicted model, not a curated record. Gene Ontology annotation, cellular component: mitochondrion. The transcript is spliced from 9 exons. Gene Ontology annotation, molecular function: FAD binding; oxidoreductase activity. NCBI's taxonomy places the organism in Eukaryota, Metazoa, Chordata, Actinopteri, Cyprinodontiformes, Goodeidae. The coding region runs from base 145 to 1059 and encodes 304 amino acids.
CCCCAUUGUAGGGGCUGUGUGUGUGUGUGUGUGUGUGUGUGUGUGUGUGUGUGUGUGGGAAGGGAGCCUAUUAUUGCUUGAACUGUGUGUGGACUCUGGUCUCAGACUGUUGGAAGCAGAGGGCAUUCUGGCACACAUGAAACCAUGGACUCAACCUUGAUGAUCCCGGUGUUGUUGGCGGUGUCUGUAGUGGUAGUAACAUUGUUGUACUUCCUCCUUGGAGAUUCUGAAGGAGGAAAGGGGAAGUGUCCUGUAACCCUCAAGGAUCCCACGAUCAAAUACCCACUACCACUCAUUAACAAACAGGAAAUCAGUCAUGACACAAAGAAAUUCCGGUUUGGCCUUCCAUCUGAGUCUCAUAUCCUUGGACUGCCAGUGGGUCAGCAUGUUUACCUGUCAGCUAAGGUGAAUGGCUGUCUGGUGGUCAAACCUUAUACUCCAGUCUCCAGUGAUGAGGACCAGGGAUUUGUUGACCUUGUGGUUAAGAUAUACUACAAAGGCACCCACCCAAACUACCCAGAUGGGGGCCAGAUGUCUCAGUACCUGGACAACAUGGCCAUCGGAGACACUAUUGACUUCAGAGGACCCAGUGGGCUUCUCAUCUACGAGGGCAAGGGUGUGUUUUCUAUCCGAGCCAACAAGAAGACAGAGCCAAAUGUUCAGAAAUUCAAACAUGUUGGAAUGAUCGCUGGUGGAACAGGUAUCACCCCAAUGCUGCAGUUAAUCCGAAGGAUCACAUCAGAUCCGGCCGACAACACCAAGUGCUCUCUCAUAUUUGCGAACCAGACUGAGAAGGAUAUUUUACUGUGGGAUGAGCUGAAGGACGUAGAGAAGAAUCACCCUGAGAAGAUUAAAAUCUGGUACUCUUUGGACAAGCCUCCAAAAGACUGGAGCUACGGUUCAGGCUAUGUGACCCAUGACAUGAUUAAGGACCACAUUCCCGCUGCGUCCAGAGAUGUCCUCAUCGUCCUCUGCGGACCUGCACCUAUGAUCCGUAAUGCUUGUCUGCCAAAUCUGGAAAAACUUGGACACAAAAAAGAAAAUAUUUUUGCUUACUAGUCAUGAUAAACAAAUCUGUUAUUGUUAAGUUUGUUUUUUUUAAAGGUAAAAAAAAUCCACAGCAUAUAUUUUUAUUAUAUGCCUAAUAGCCACCUAAUCUUAGAGAUUAAAAAAGUGUUUCUACAUUACACUUGUGAACUGGUUUCUACAGUGACUCAGUAUUCUCUAUAAUGCUCACUUAGAGGAACUAUACUAAAAAAAACAUAACUCCAUUUAAUGAGAAAUUAAUUUAUUUUAUAUUGUACAUUCAUGUAAUUCAAUUUCAAAUCUAAAUAAAAUGCAUAAAAUGCAAUAAAGCAAACCUGAAAUCUUGG